GGCCGGGGGCGGGGCCGGGGCCAGGGUCCAGCUCCGGGCCUCUGCGGCCAUCUCUGCCUGCGAGGUCCGUUCCCCUCGCCCGCUCCCCGCCCUCCCGGGCCGAGUGGGGCCGGCUGGCGUCGGCAGCCUCUCCCGGAGGGGCACCGCGGUUUCAGGGGCUGGAGCUCCAGCGCAGCGCAAUGUCAGGCGCCGUGACAGCUCUGUGAGUCCCAGGCCGCGGCCGUGGCGCUGGGUGGCGGCAGGGCCGGGCCGGAUCCGCUCAUGGUGCCGCCACGACGCCAUCGCGGGGCAGGAAGGCCAGGUGCGCUGAGUUCUUCACCUCCGUUUAGGCUCAGAUCUGCCAAGUUGUCAGGCACUGCCCUUGAAGAUCUCAGAAAGGCCUUUAAAAUAAGACUGCAAAUGGUGUGUGUAUUUAUCAUGAACCGAAUGAAUUCCCAGAGCAGUGGUUUCACUCAGCGCAGGCGAAUGGCUCUUGGGAUUGUUAUUCUCCUACUUGUUGAUGUGAUAUGGGUUGCAUCCUCAGAACUUACUUCGUAUGUUUUUACUCAGUACAAUAAGCCAUUCUUCAGCACCUUUGCAAAAACAUCUAUGUUUGUUCUGUACCUUUUGGGCUUUAUUAUUUGGAAGCCAUGGAGACAACAGUGUACAAGAGGAUUUCGAGGAAAGCAUGCUGCUUUUUUUGCAGAUGCUGAAGGUUACUUUGCUGCUUGCACAACAGAUACAACUAUGAAUAGUUCUUUGAGUGAACCUUUGUAUGUUCCUGUGAAAUUUCAUGAUCUUCCAAGUGAAAAACCUGAGAACACAAACAUUGAUACUGAAAAAACUCCCAAAAAGUCUCGUGUAAGGUUCAGUAAUAUCAUGGAGAUUCGACAGCUUCCAUCAAGCCAUGCAUUGGAAGCUAAGUUGUCUCGCAUGUCAUAUCCUACUGUGAAAGAACAAGAAUUCUUACUCAAAACUGUGGGGAAACUUACUGCAACUCAAGUAGCAAAAAUUAGCUUUUUUUUCUGCUUUGUGUGGUUUUUGGCAAAUUUCUCAUAUCAAGAAGCACUUUCAGACACACAAGUUGCUAUAGUUAAUAUUUUGUCCUCAACUUCUGGUAAGAAAUGUAUCUUCAAAAUCUGCAUUAUGAAUUGAGACCUAUUUCUGAUAUAUACAUUGAAUAAGUUCAUGAGCAUGUGCUUUUAAAUCAUUAUGUUGAUUUUUACAGGUUCCAUUUGGUCUCUCGUUGGAGCCAUGUUCUAUGCUGUCUAUAUUGUUAUGAUUAAGAGAAAGGUAGACAGAGAAGAUAAGUUGGAUAUCCCAAUGUUCUUUGGUUUUGUAGGUCUGUUUAAUCUGCUGCUCUUAUGGCCAGGUUUCUUUUUACUUCAUUAUACUGGAUUUGAGGACUUUGAGUUUCCCAAUAAAGUAGUAUUAAUGUGCAUUAUCAUUAAUGGCCUUAUUGGAACAGUUCUCUCAGAGUUCCUGUGGUUGUGCUUGACAGUGGAACAUUAUACAGCGAAGAGAUAAUCUUUGGCAAGUUUUUGUAGAAAAAUGUUUCAGUGCCUAGUCUGAAAAAUAACAGUUUCAGUUCUUUGGAACUCUAAAAUAUAUUUUCCUCAAAUCGGUUUUCUUCAUUUUCAUAAUGAAGUACUUCGCUAUGUAGCUGUGUAUAUAUUACUACAGUUAUAGGAAGUUUCAGUCAAGUCCAUCUAAAGGACCAACCUGCCUUAUACAUCUCAAGGAAUUCAGCUGAUGAAAUAAUUUGAACUAAUCAAGGAAUAAAAUUCUAAUGUUCUAGAGACUUUAUCUACACAUAUUAUAUGUUAUAUGCUGGACUAUAUUAUGAAAAUGUUUUCAAGAAAUCAGUUAAUAUGUAGAUCAGUGUUUCUUACAGGUAAAAUGCUAAAAUAAGCUGCCUAUAAUAGGUAUGGAUUCUGUUUUUGAGUUUCAUAGAAUAUUGCAAAUUAACAACACAAGAAAUGUUUAUGUAACAAGUAUGUUCAUGCAAAUUUGGUGGGACUUGAGAAAGAAUAUUUGGGAAAAGACCUGGUUCACUUACACUACAUAUGCUGUAUUAUCCUUUCAUAGCAUUAGGUGCCUUGUAUUUUAAAUCUGUGACAAACCAUGACAAAUUUUUAAAGGGGAAGUAUUGUAAAAUGAAGAGUUGUGUAUUUCUAAAGGUUGUAUUGCUGUAAAUUUAAUCGAUAAAGCUCUGCUUAGAGUUUUGAAGAAAUAUUCUCUCUUUAAUUAAGACAUUUUCAUAAUGGAAUGAUUUAAAUUGAAGUGACAGAGUAUUAUUACAAUAAAAUG
This is a messenger RNA of Hipposideros armiger (great roundleaf bat), 2289 nucleotides long. RefSeq names its product solute carrier family 35 member F5-like. NCBI's taxonomy places the organism in Eukaryota, Metazoa, Chordata, Mammalia, Chiroptera, Hipposideridae. The transcript has 11 exons. The record is from RefSeq and is a predicted model, not a curated record. Gene Ontology annotation, cellular component: membrane.